This is a messenger RNA of Micropterus salmoides (largemouth bass), 1291 nucleotides long. RefSeq lists its product as uncharacterized. The record is from RefSeq and is a predicted model, not a curated record. The coding region runs from base 22 to 1278 and encodes 418 amino acids. The transcript is spliced from 8 exons. NCBI's taxonomy places the organism in Eukaryota, Metazoa, Chordata, Actinopteri, Centrarchiformes, Centrarchidae.
UUAUUGCAUUGCUCAGGAAAAAUGCUAGUCCAGGUGAAGUACAAACAACAGCAGAAGUAUGUGAAGUUGGACGAGGUUGAUGGACGGUUUGACUUUCUUCAGUUCCACGAAAAAGUCAUCGAAAGAUUUUGCCUACCACCUGAUGCAGAAGUUACAUACAAAGAUGCCACUGGUACAGAAGUUGAUGGAGAAAUAUUCAGCGACCUCGUUGGACAAGGAAAUGUGGUGCUGACAGUUUUCUCAAAUGACGAAUUUUCUGAUUGGUCCUUGUCGUCGUCUUCUUCUGAGACAUCUGACUCAAGCUCCAGCUCAUCAACUAUAAUCAUAGAUGAGGUCCCUGGCAAGAAACAAAGACUUGAUGAUACAUGUGAUGCAGAGUCUGCCAAACAGUUGAUUGAAACUGUGCUACGAAGCAAGUCCGGUGGUGAAGCAGUACUACAAGAGUACCAAACUACAAAAACCCUCACUGAUGCCACAAGAAGACAAAUGGUCAACAUACUCGUGGGUCACAUGGUUGAUAAGCAUGGGUAUAUGAGAGAGACCUUUCAGCACCGGCAGAAGCUUGUUAAUGAUCCAGGCAGGAGUGAUGAUAUCCUCUCAACAUUCCCAAGAUUCCUGGAUACAAAAGGAUUGGUGGAACAAGACUUCACUCUCCUAUUUGGUGACGAGACAUCCUCCAGGCUGCUUCAGAAAUGGGAUGUGUUCUUCAAGCCAAAUAUCAUACAAGAAGCUAAACAGCUCACUUCAACUCCGGAGUUGCGUCGCUUGAUACAAUCGGCGGAAAGUUCCUCAGGAAGUGAUGAAGAAACAACCUAUGACCAAGAAAUGGCCUCCCUGUUGUUGCUGAUACAUCUCCUUCCACCACCACCUGGAGGACCAAAGUCGCCAAAAAUUAGUGCAUGUGAUGCAGUUGAGAGACUUGUUGUCUUUCACAAGUCAUGCUGCAGUUUGGAGGAGCAUCUCCGCAACCAGCAGGGUCGGCAGCCAUACCUCCUUGCCGUUGGUCGUCAGAAGAACAAGAUUGACAGCUUCUAUAUCGCCAUGGAUAAGCAUCUCAUCCCAUGCCAGGCAAACCGUUCCCUUGGGGCAUUUGAUGAACUUUUUAAAGUGCAUUUUGUGUUUAACUUGUCUUAUGAUGGAGCACUGGUGAACUUCUACACAUUUCUGCAGACAACAGUAUACAACAUUGAUGUGGGAAAAAUGAAGGAGUCACCCAGAGUUCGAGACUUGAGAGCCCGACUGCUUAACCAGCCCGUACCGCUCACAUUCUGUGAGUAAAAGGCUAAAACAA